ACAAUGCAGGGAUUGAAGGCAGCGGCGGCCUUGCUUAUAAGGCGGAGUAGAGCUGAGAGUUGGCGCGCCCUUCCCAAUUACCACUACAGAAACCUAUCUUCUCUUCCAAGCAAUAGCUCAAUCGAUGAUGAUAUCCAGAAUCAAGUUGUUAUUUUCCUUCUAAUUCAAUAUCAUCAUCACUGUCUCUGUGUUUAUUUUGUGUUUAAUUAGCACUUUGGUCUUGCUAUGACUGGCCGACGCAGGUAUUAGUUGAAGGCGAAGCUUAUUCGAGAGCCGCCAUUCUCAACAGACCUUCCGCCCUCAAUGCUCUGAAUACGAAUAUGUGUGCGAGAUUGCUAAAAUUGUAUAAAUCUUGGGAGGAUAAUCCAGAUAUUGGUUUUGUGAUGAUGAAGUGGCAGGGCAUUUUGUGCAGGUGGGGACAUUGUUUCUCUUUAUCACUUGAUAAAGCAAGGGAAGUUAGAAGACUGUAAGGAAUUUUUCCGGACAAUAUAUAGUUUCAUAUAUGAACUAGGUACAUAUUUGAAGCCACAUGUGAGUAUUCACGACUCUCAAAUCAUUAACUUGUGCAUACUACUAUCCUCUUUGGCAUUUUAUAUUUAGCUACCAAUGAAUGCAUCUCUUCAUGUUUCUACGUGUAGACAUUUCCUCAUAUAGCAGACAUUUUUCACGACGCCAAUUAUUCUGCUAUAAUAUGACUUCUGUUAUUUUAACUCAUGCAUUAAGAAUCUCGCAUCAGGUGGCUAUCUUGGACGGCAUUACCAUGGGUGGUGGUGCUGGAGUUUCAAUCCCUGGUACAUUUCGUGUUGCAACUGAUAGAACUGUAUGUCAUAGAAAACAUAAUGUUUUCGCUACUCCUGAAACUCUUAUUGGAUUCCACCCUGAUGCUGGUGCAUCCUUCUAUCUCUCACAUCUGCCUGGUCACUUGGGUAUUCUUGCAGUAGCAUAUUCUCUUUUUUCUCCAUGUUAUUUUUCUCAAGUACACUAUGCGGCAGUGGAGUAUUUUAUGUUCUUUGAAAGACCGAAAAUGAAGUGGUUGUUGAUUCUCGACAAAAUAAAGAGAUGGGCUUCAUUUCUGCUACAAUAUCUGACUAUUUUCAUGAUCAUUUGGAUUAAAAUGGUUAUCGGGAUGGCACUUCUUUGUCUGCUAUUUGACAAUAUAGUAUGUCAGUUGGCUAUGCUGAAGUUGGGAACCAACUGUCUGAAUGGAUUCAGUGAAGCUAGUUGUUUGAGACGCUUAAACACAUCACGAUAUGUCUACUUAGAAGAAAUUGGGGAAUAUUUGGCUUUAAGUGGAGAAACCCUCAGUGGAGCAGAAAUGAUUGCUUGUGGCCUAGCUACACACUAUUCAUAUAGUGAAAGGCUUCAAUUAAUUGAACAACAGCUUGGGAAACUGGUCACCGAUGAUCCUUCAGUCAUCGAAGCAACUUUAGAAAAAUAUAGUGACCUUGUACAUCCAGAUAAGAUGAGUGUACUUCACAGGAUUGAAACUGUUGAUAAAUGUUUCAGCCAUGACACUGUUGAAGAAAUAUUUUAUGCUCUGGAAAGUGAAGCUUCUGGAAGCAAUGAUGCAUUUUGCAAUUCCACUCUAAGAAGACUUAAAGAAGCGUCACCAUUGAGCUUGAAGGUUUCCUUAAGAUCUAUACGAGAGGGUAGAUUUGAAACGCUCGAUCAAUGCUUGGUCCGUGAAUAUCGAAUGUCCUUACAGGGAAUAUCCAAGAAUAUCUCUACUGACUUUUGUGAGGGUGUUCGUGCGCGAAUGGUGGACAAGGAUUUAGCACCAAAGUGGAAUCCUGCGAGCUUGGAGCAAGUGUCAGAAGACAUGGUGGAACAUUAUUUCUCUCCUCUUAAUGAACUGGAGCCUGAUCUAGAGCUUCCCACAGAACAACGAGAAGCGUUCACCUAGUUAUCACUAAAAGAUCUUCCAGUUGAUUGUGUUUUUGAGCGAUAAGCAGUAGAUACGUGCAAUAUGCAGAUGAUAGCAAUUGAAUUAACGGGUAAUAUCAUUAUUUUUUCUCUGAAAGCAUCGAUUUAUUUGAUCUUUAGUGCUACAGGCUAAUGUGUCGUACAAAUUGCAUAGCUUUAACGCGUGGGAGUAACAAAUCCAAACCAGAGUUUGUAUAGGAUAACAAAGACCUCAAAAAGAGUUUAAAAUUUUAUUUUCCAUUGCUGC
Manihot esculenta (cassava) is the source of this 2170-nucleotide messenger RNA. RefSeq names its product 3-hydroxyisobutyryl-CoA hydrolase-like protein 1, mitochondrial. Gene Ontology annotation, molecular function: 3-hydroxyisobutyryl-CoA hydrolase activity. Bases 611 to 1903 code for a protein of 430 amino acids. NCBI's taxonomy places the organism in Eukaryota, Viridiplantae, Streptophyta, Magnoliopsida, Malpighiales, Euphorbiaceae. The record is from RefSeq and is a predicted model, not a curated record. The transcript has 13 exons. Gene Ontology annotation, biological process: L-valine catabolic process.